This is a messenger RNA of Nezara viridula (southern green stink bug), 7798 nucleotides long. The record is from the annotation of a GenBank genome assembly. NCBI's taxonomy places the organism in Eukaryota, Metazoa, Arthropoda, Insecta, Hemiptera, Pentatomidae.
UCCUGACAGAGAACAUGGAAAGAUACUUUAUUUGAUCAGGUGCUUAAACGCUGUUUGUUAUAAAAAAUGGAUCGUGUGUAAUCACCCAGUAGUGAUUACAUCAGUAGUGUGUAGGGCAACAGAUAUGUUGCCGAUAUACUUUCUUCUAUCCGCCCUUCUGCUCAGUACCGUUGGAGGAGAUGCAAAAUGUUUGGGAUCUAUUGGAAAGUGUAGUGAGAUGAAAUCUAAAUUCCCAUUAUCUUCGAAUGAACAAUCUAUUAUGACAGAUAAUUUAACCUCUUCUUUUACUAAAGCAAGCAGUUCUAGUACGCAAUCAUCAUCAUCAUCAAGUUCUUUUGGAGCUGGAUCUGUUACUUCGAAGUCUUCUUAUUCAAAGCAAGGUUCCAAUUAUUCCUCAGAUGGGCAGUCACCAGUUACUACUUCCUCUUUUGAGAAACAUUCCUACAGUUCUAUGGAUAAAGAGUCUUCAGGCGAACGUGUACCAAGCGAAGACAAGCAGCCUGUCUUAAAAACUCCUAUCUCACUUGGAUUAAACAAUGGUUUGGUUGGUUUGAGUAGCCAAAGUAGUUCUUCAAGCAAUCUAUUCUCUGUUUCCUCAAGUAACAAGGCAUUUUCUUCAGAAAUAUUAUCUAAAAUUAGCGGUCAAAAUUUACUUCAAACUGAACCAAGCAUAGCAGUUAUUGAUACUUCCACGCCAUCAUUUACACAAUCAGAAAUAUCGAAGCCAAGUGAAAUAUUUUCAACCAGUGGUAAGACCAGUUCUUCUAGUUUCGCCCAAUCAUCCAGUAGCCAAUCCUCAUCGGCAAGUUCAAGUUCUUCUGAUCCUCAGGUAAUUUCUUCAAAUUCUUAUUUUUCAAAGCAAGGAUCUAAUUAUUUCUCAGAUGGGGAGUCACCAGUUACUAUUUCCUCUUUUGAGGAAAAUUCUUACAUUUCUUCGGAUAAACAGUCAUCAGGCGAAGGUACAGCAAGUAACGAUAACCAGCCUGUGUUAAAAAGUCCAAUCUCCCUUGGAUUAAACAACAGUUUAGUUUCAUUAUCAAGCAGCCAAAAUAGUUCUUCAAAGAAUCUAUCCUCUGUUUCCUCAAGUAACAAGGCAUUUUCUUCAGAAACAUCAUCCAAAAUUAGUGGUCAAAAUUUACUUCAAACUGAACCAAGCAUAGCAGUUAUUGAUACUUCUACACCCUCAUAUACACAAUCAGAAACAUCGAAGCCAAGUGAAAUGUUUUCAAACAGCGGUAAGACCAGUUCUUCUAGUUUCGAACAAUCAUCCAGUAGCCAAUCUUCAUCAGCAAGUUCAAGUUCUUCUGAUCCUCAGAUCAUUUCCUCAAAUUCUUAUUUUUCAAAAGAAGGAUCUGAUUAUUUCUCAGACGUGCAGCCACCAGUUACGCCCUCAUCUUUUGAGAAAAAUUCCUACAUUUCUAUAGAUAAAGAGUCAUCAUCUCAAGAAGGUGUACCAUCCAAAGACACCCAGCUUGUGUUAACAACUCCAAUCUCACUUGGACCAACCAGUGGUUUGGUGUCAUUGUCAGGCAGCCAAAGUGGUUCUUCAAAGAGUAGACCCAUUGUUACAUCAAACAGUAAGAUAUCUUCAUCAGAAAUAUUAUCUGAAAUUAAUGAGCAGGACUUAAUACCACCAGAACCAGUUCUUACUUCCACAGAAACCGAAGCAUCUACGCCUAUCAAAUUGUCUUUACCCAAUAACUUGACAAGCUCUUCUAGUUUCAAGCGCAUGUCUAAUAGUCAAUCUUCACCAAGUUCAAGUAUUUCCGCUUCUGGGUCUAUUGUUUCGGAUUCUUCUUUCUCAAAGCAAGGAUCUACUUAUUCGUCAGAUGGGCAGACACCAGUUUUUUCUUCCUCCUUUGAAGAGAAUUCCCAAGAUUCUUCUGAUAAAGGAGUGUCAUGCAAAGAUUCUCAGCCUAAGAUAAAAAAAACAACCUUUCUUCUUCCGAUCAGUGAUUUGAUAUCAUCUAGCAGUCAAAGCAGUUUGGAAAAGAGUCAGGCUUCAGUUUCUUCUAGUAAUAAGGUAUCUUCUGCUACAACGUCAGGAAUUUAUACUUCUGCAGCUAAAUCUACAAAUAUUGGAUCAUUUGAGCCCAGUGGCUUGUCUUCAUCCAUUGAUUUGACUGGUUCUUCUAGUUCCAAACAAUUUUCUAAUAGCCGAUCUUCAUCUUCAAGUUCAAGUUCUUUUGAUCCUGGGUCUAUUUCUUCAAAGUCAUCUUUUUCAAAUCAUGGGUCUAGUUUUUUUUCAGAUGGGAAGUCACCUGUUGCUUCCUUCUCCUUUGAAGAAAAAUCCAAUAGUUCGUCAGAUUAAGGGCCAUCACAUUAUGCUAAGACUCCUAGAUUGUGAUUUGGUCAGCAGUCAAAGAAGUUUCUCAAAGUCCUACUCUAUUUUCUCAAGAAAUAAGAAAUAUUCUUUUAUUUUCUAAGCAUAUUAUCCUUCAAAGAAUGUAAUUUCAAAUAUAAGCUACCUUCCUAUUAUUUCUGUAAGCGAUAAAAUUAUUUCAUCGCUGAGGCACAAAUUUGUUUCUUCAGGUCAGGGAUCAUUUCAGCAUAGACUUCAUUGAAAUUCCGGAACUCUAUAAGUCGAGAAAAUUACGUAUCAUCAAGCCAAGCCUAGUAAUUUUUUUAACAAAAAUACUUCUACUCAACCCCAGCCUACAGUACAUCCUCAGGGUCAAUCAGCAACUCCUAGAUUGUGAUUUGGUCAGCAGUCAAAGAAGUUUCUCAAAGUCCUACUCUAUUUUCUCAAGAAAUAAGACAUAUUCUUUUAUUUUCUAAGCAUAUUAUCCUUCAAAGAAUGUAAUUUCAAAUAUAAGCUAUCUUCCUAUUAUUUCUGUAAGCGAUAAAAUUAUUUCAUCGCUGAGGCACAAAUUUGUUUCUUCAGGUCAGGGAUCAUUUCAGCAUAGACUUCAUUGAAAUUCCAGAACUCUAUAAGUCGAGAAAAUUACGUGUCAUCAAGCCAAUCCUAGUAAUUUUUUUAACAAAAAUACUUCUACUCAACCCCAGCCUACAGUACAUCCUCAGGGUCAAUCAGCAACUCAAAAACAGGUCUAUCAAACUUCAAAAAUAAGAAAGUACCAUAUCGAUAAGAUGUAUUGCUUAAAUAAAAACUAUAAAAAAGUCUCAAUAGGAUUGCUUGACUUCAAAUAUAUUAUAAUGUUAAUUAUAUUAUGUCAUAAACGUUACUAGUACUGUUUAAAUAAAGUUUGUCUAGGAAGGCUGUUCUUAUAUUAUUUCACCAUUUGGUGUCCCUUUGCAUUACAUUCGUUUCUCAAAUGUUUUUCAGGUUGAAAAAAAAAGUAAUGGUAGUAAUUUUUUUUAUGGUUUCUAAGGAAUAGAAUGGUAAUAUUAAAAUGAAUUUCCUUCAACCACGAGAAGAAAUACCUCAAUGUGAAUGUAGAAAAACUUAAAGGAUGUUACUGUUUCCAAGAUGAGGAUCCAUGCUUAGAUGUUAAACAAUUUGUAUCGAUUAAUGUUUAAUCAUUGGGUAUUUCACUUUAAUAUGAUAGUAUUUCGAAUUACAGAUAUAAUUUUUAGUUAUUUCAGCAUGUAAUUUUUAGUCAUAACAGAGCUCGCUGAAGACUACACUGUUUUUCUUCUAAAACAUGCUAUACCACAAAAAUUAUGCUUAUUGAACGUUACCGUUAUUUCACUUAACAUUGUUCAACUAACACUAUGGGUGCUAAUUGCAAAAUAAGUAGUUUCGGGACAUUAAUAUAAGGUUGCAUAUCUGUCAACCAUUUGGUAACAUCAGUAACAGCGAUUUAGUAUGAAAACGUAACGAAUGUUACUAUUAAUCGUACAAAUUUAAUAUACUUUAUAUUAAUUGUUCCCACUACCGAUUGAUCAUAUAUUGAGCACUUAGAAACUGGAGGAUUUUAUAGGCAUUGAUGAAAUAAACGAAAAUCGUAAUUUUUGUUUUUAUUUUCUCAUGCUGACUUGAAGUACUUAUGGUUUUCUUUUAUCAUAAUUUUUUUUUUCACGGAACGGCCAUAGAGACCAUGCGAAUAUCAUAACAUUUGGCUUCUUUCUUGUUUUUCCUUUCUUUCCACUUAUCUCUCAUUAUCUCCGCGUGCCGCCGCUUUCUGUCCUCCGUCCACGCGACUUCCUUUCUCGAACUUUUCUUCUUAGCAAGAACCGUGAUCUCCUUUAGUUUCUUACCAUACCCCUCUCUAUCCAGACAGUCCCGGUCCGUUAUUCCAAGUCUUUUCGUUUCUUCCUUCAUCUGCCUGAUGUAUCCUCCCAAGCUUUUGUAUCUACGGAUUUUUCGGAAUAUUUCCUUGUUAAGUCUUUCUGGGGCCAUUCUUACCAUAUGUCCGUGGAAUUUCAGUCUCCUGAUCCUUAUUUCCGGUUCUAGAUCUCUUUUGUCCUUGUAUAUUUCCUGAUUGUAUCUUAGCCUGUAUCCUUCUUUUGUAUUUAUGGGGCCGUAAAUCCUUCUUAGAAUUCUUCACUCUAUUCUCAACAAUUUUUCCAGACUGGAGAGGCAGGUGGUUUCCGUCCCGUAUAGUAUCACAGGUUUAACAACUGUAUUGUAGUGUCGUAGUUUUGCUUCCGUGGACAAGUUUCUCUUGUUGUAUAUGUUAUUGGUUGCAAAACUUAGUUUUUCCAAUUUGGCUAUUCUUUCCUUGAUACUUUCUUUUUCCAAACCAUUAUUACAUAUAGUCUCACCCAGGUACUUAAAUUUAUUUGUUACAUUUAUUGAUCCGGAUUUGGUUUCCACUUCUUUCUUUCUUGAAGUCUGCGUCUGUGGUCACUAGCGGAUCCAGGAUUUAAUUUUGGGGGGGCUUGAGCCCGAAACCUUUUUUUUCAUAAAAAUAACGAUAAUUACUUUGCAAAAACAGAAAGAAACUAACUACCUAUAUGAAAUGGUGUUUAAGUUAUUCCUUAAGUACUAUUCAAUGUAAUUACCCGAAGAAUAAAACUUUAAGAGGUAUUUUUUAAUUUUUUUUUCCCAUAUAACAUGGUUAUAUUUUUCCAUUUGGGGGGGGGGGGGCUUCAGCUCGAAAGCCUCCCCCGUAGAUCCGCCUGUGUCUGUGGUCAUUAAUUUUGUUUUUUCGAAGGAGAUUUGGAGAUCCGCUUUUUUUUGGCUAUUUCCGUCAAUGUAUUUAUUUAGUCGAUUGCCUCUUCUUCCGUUUCCGCUAAAAGUGCAAGAUCGUCUGCGUAGUCAAAACACCUUACCUUGACGUGGUUGUUUUUGGUCCCUAUACUUGCACCCACAUCAUUGGUUUUCCACAAUUCCUUCAUUAUCCUAUCUAGUACCACGUUGAACAGUGUUGAGGAGAGACCGUCUCCUUGUCUGAGUCCCGUCCUUAUCCGGAAAGAUUUGCUGGUGGUUCCUUUGAAUCUUACCUUGGAUUCGGUGUCAGUUAGUGUUAAUUCUAUUAGUUUCCUGGUCUUCUGGUCCACUCCGUAUUCUCCCAGUAUUUCCAGCAGUGUCUUUCUAUCCACUGAGUCGUACGCUUUUUUAAAAUCAACAAACGAGGUGUAGAGGUUCUUUUUGGGCCUUCUUUUGUAGUAUUUUAUCAAUAAUUUUAGGCUCAGGAUUUGUUCUUGACAUGAUCUUCCCUUUCUGAAGCCUCCAUGACAUUCUCCGAUUUUAGGGUCUAUUUGUGGGUUUAGUCUGUUGAGUAGUGCUUUGGAGAAAAUUUUGUACCUGACGGGUAGUAGGGAAAUUCCUCUGUAGUUGUCAGGUUCUGUUUUUGUUCCUUUCUUGUGCAGUGGAUGUAUCAAGGCGGUUUUCCAUUUUCUGGGGAUUUUCUCCUCUAUCCAGAUGUCCAUCAUCAAUUCUGUGAUCUUCUUCCUGAAUUCAUCACCUGUUACUUUCCACAUUUCCGCCAAUACUCCAUCCUCUCCAGAUGCUUUAUUGUUUUUAAAUUCCGCGAUUAUUUCUUCUAUUUCUUCCCCGUUGGGUGGGUCCGAUUCCAUCUCCAGGAGGGUGUUGUCAUGUGGAGUCAUUCUCUGUUUGGGCUCCUCGCAGUUCAGCAGUUGUUCGAAAUAAUCCGCCAGUAUGUUGCAAUUUACCUCGUUUAUUUGUGCCAGUGUUCCGUCUUUUCUUUUUAGCACUAUUCCUGGGGGGAUGUAGCCUUUGACUCUUUGAUUAAAAGCUUUGUAGAAUAGUCUAGUAUCGUCUGAAACAUUCUUCCAUUUCUUCCAGCUGCCUGUUGAGGAAUUCUCUCUUUUUCCUUCUUAGUAUUUGGUGCGUAAUUUUUCUUUCGAUUAUAUACUUUUGAUAGUUCUCGACUGUUUUGUUUUGGUUCUAGCUUUUCCACACUCCCAGUCUUUUCCUUACUGCAUCUUCGCACUCUAUGUCCCACCAUUCUUUUCUUUUAUAUAUUUCUAGCGGUGCUAUUUCUUCCGCCAGGUCCGUCAUGUUCUUAGCCGCUUCUUCCCAGUUUUGUGGGGUUUCUAACCUUUCUCUACAUUCAUGUUUUUUUUUUCUUUUACCAGGAUUUGUCUAUCUAUUUGCUUUUUCUUAGGGUUUUUUGCGUGUUGAAUCUUUUUUGCUGGUACCAAUUUUAUCUUUAUUUGUAAGGGGAAGUGGUCAGAUGUUACAUUGAUUGCUCUUUUUACUCUGACAUUCUGUAUUUCCUUUUGGUAUCUUCUAGUGAUCGCCACAUGGUCCAGUUGGCUUCUCCCAGGAGGGAAUUAGGAGAUACCCAUGUUUUCUUUUUGCUGGGUUUGGCUUUGUAAUGUGUGGGCAAGAUUUUUAACCCUGCGUUUUGGCAUAGUUGUAUCAGUCUUUCUCCGUUCCUAUUUGCCCUCUUGUGUGCUGGAUACUCUCCCACUAUUUCCCUAUAUUUCUUUUCUCGUCCUAAUUGUGCGUUAAAAUCUCCCAGUAGUAUUUUUACAUUGUUUUGAGGUAUUUUAAUAGUCUCGUCUUCUAGACCUUUCCAAAAGUCCUCCACCUUCUCCGGGUCCCUCCUGUUAUCUUCAUUUAUGGGUGCGUGAGAAUUUAUUAGCGUGUAUUUUUUGUUAGUUGCUUUUAUUGUGAGGAGUGAUAGUCUGGAGUUGGUGCUUCUGAAGUCUGUCACUGUGUUUAAAAAUUUCUUUUCUACUACAAAGGCUGUCCCUAGGUGUGGAAUCCCUUUCAUGAUUUUCCUCCCUGGUUUUCCCUUGAGUAUUCUAUACCCAUCGAACUCUGUUGCUUCUGAGUCUGUGAACCUUGUAUUAUGCAAUGCCAUUAUGGAUAUUUUCAAUCUACGCAAUUCUGUUGUAAGCUGUCUGAGUUUUCCCACUUGUAUGAGCGAAUUUAUGUUGUACGUCCCAAUGUAAUAUUUUUGUUUUGACUUGAAUUUCUGUUGUUGGUUCUUUUGGUGCUCCGAUGGACCACCUCUCCGCUUCUCAAUGUCGGGCACCCUGGAAUCCGAUCGCCCGACUUGGUCUUCAGGGUAGUAUUUUCCGUGUGAAGCUCCUUCCAUGAUAUUGUAAAUGUUUAUUUUUGGGUCAGGUUACCCCGACUAAGUACAACUAGAGUAGUUAGCCCUAGAGGGUUUCGUUUAAGUUCCUCCAUCCCUAGCCUUCUAUCGAGAUUUGGUUUCCACUUCUUUCUUUCUUGAAGUCUGCGUCUGUGGUCACUAGCGGAUCCACGAUUUAAUUUUGGGGGGGGGCUUCAGCCCGAAACCUUUUUUUUUCAUAAAAAUAACGCUAAUUACUUUGGAAAAACAGAAAGAAACUAACUACCUAUAUGAAAUGGCGUUUAAGUUAUUCUUUAAGUACUUUUAAAUGUAAUUACACGAACAAUAAUACUUUAAGAGGUAUUUUUUAAAUUUUUUUCUCAUAAAACAUGGUUAUAUUUUUC